Molecule: messenger RNA, 7412 nt
Organism: Amoebophrya sp. A25
Lineage: Eukaryota; Dinophyceae; Syndiniales; Amoebophryaceae
Source: the annotation of a GenBank genome assembly
ACGAUAAGAAGGAGAAUCGUAAAAUUAGAUUUUUCUUGUCUGUUUUAGCGAGCAUCUAUAAAUCUGUGUGAAAGCGCUUUUAUUAGUGGCUUCUUUCGCGAAUGCUUUGUGAUGUGUAGCUUUGCUACUUGUUUGUUUUUUGAGGAAUUAUGUUUUUAGAUACGUCUUGGUUUCCCUCCAACAAGAAUUCGGGCAUCAAUACAACCAAAUCUCCAGCUUCAUAUUUUUUUCAAAUCGACUCGCAACGUCGUAUCCCACAUUUUUUAGUAGAAGGACUAAAAAGUGUUGCCAACCGUUCUUCAUUGGUUAACAAUACUUACAUCACAAUCACUACAUUCUUUUCCAUCGUUACAUCUAUCGCAUUUGUAGAAACUUCCUGUGUUUGUUGAGGAACCAACGUAGUCGUAUAUUAGCAAAAUCUCUUCAUCAUCAAGAUCAUAUCUUCACAUUAUCCAAAUCCAAAUCAUCUGAAUCUUCGCUUCCAAACAAACUGUUAGUCUCUGAAGAGCUUUUUCGACCACUCAUUCGUGAUCGUUCUCUCUUCCACAGCUGCGUGUUAGCAGUGAAUCUCUCUCCUAUAACUUUUACUAGAGUAUUAACCUUACAAAAAGAUGGGUUGUGGUGCAUCCAAGGGACCCGAAAUGUCCGCCGAGGGCGCUCCGGCCGCUGCUGCCCCAGCAGCUCCAGCUGCUAAGGCACCGACGCCGAACGAUCCCAACUACCCGCCGAACGGUGUCUGCUCCACCCUGAAGGACCUUCCGGAGUGGAUCAAGGUAACCAUUUAGAGUUCAUAAUUUAGAUUUAGAUUGAUAAGGACAGUAUGAUUAUCACGACAAUGACUGAAGGUCUUGCUGUUCAUGACGAACAUGAAGAUGAUCAACAUUCUAGACCGACUACAUGAUUCCUACAUUCAUGAAAAAAGAUAAAUUCCAAAAAAACCUAAUUUUCCUAAAAAGGAAUAAAAAUGAUUUUUCUAAAAAACCUUAAAUUGUAAUAAAGCUCGGAUGCGGCAGUGCGGAGUACUACUGCGAGGAGAAGGGAGCUACCUUCCCAGGUGACAAGUGCCCGGACGCGCUCCCGGAUUUGUCCAGCCACGGCAACUUGUGCGCUAUGGCUCUCCGUGACAACCCAGAUCUCUAUGAAAAGUACUUAUUGUUAUUUCUAAGGAAUCUAAUCGUAGAAGACGUUGAUCUUUUGUAGCUGUCAUCCUUGCAGUAGAUGUAGACGACGUUGAAACGCUUUUUGAUGAAAUGGGGAGACAAGGUACCUCCAGAUGUUGAGACUCUUUUCUUAAUGAAAUGAGCAAACGUAAACCUUAGGUACAAGAACGUGACGACCAAGGGCGGAGUUACCCUCGCCAAGUGCAUCAAGACCGGUAUUGACAACCCGGGUCACCCGCACAUUAUGACCUGCGGCUUGGUCGCCGGUGACGAGGAGUGCUUCACCACCUUCAAGGACUUGUUCGACAUCGUUGUCGGCAAGCGCAACGGCGACUACCCGGCGGACGCGGUCCACACCACCGACAUGGACGUGAACAAGCUCUCCACCACCAAGAUCGACCCGACCGGCAAGUACUGCCUGACCACUCGUUGCCGUACCGGACGUUCCGUCCGCGGCUUGCCGCUGCCCCCGGCCUGCUCCUUCGAGCAGCGUCGUGAGACCGAACGUGUCAUCGUCUCUGGUCUGCAGAAGAUGACUGGAGAGCUCAAGGGAACUUACCUGCCAUUGAACGGUAUUUACGAACUUCUUUUCAUGUCAUGAAGACAGAUGAAGGAUGAUCAACUUCGAUCUCGAAAAAGUAUACAUGAUGAGUUAGAACUCUUGUUUUUGAUAGCGAGAAAGACGGACGACUACGUACUAUGUAUUACAUAUGAACACAGUAUCAUGAUGAGUUCUCCUUUCUCAAGAAUCUUCCAGUAAGAAUUCAGGUUCCAAGUCUAUGGAGCAUGUCGGUAUCUCUGGCAUGAACCACGCGACCGAGGAGCGUCUCCGUAAGAACGGAAACCUGUUCCAGGAGCCGGAUUCCACUCUGCUUUUGUCUUCCGGUUGCGGUCGCCACUGGCCCGAUGCCCGUGGUAUCUUCCACAACGAGGUACUACUCAUACUAGAUGAGCUACUGCGGGUUUUACAUUUCAUUGACUACAGUAGACUCGAUUUCUUACAAACGUAUUUAGAUUUUUUAGAAUCUUUAGAUGCAGCUGUGGUAAUGAGGUACGCUUUGAUUUAGAUAUCGGAUGUAUUUUGGAUUUUGUUAUGUGCGAAUUGAAACAGGUGGUUGUUGUCUAAUGUUCAACCUCCGUCAACAAUAUUUUAGGCCGAGAACUUCUUCGUGUGGGUGAACGAGGAGGAUCACAUGCGUAUUGUGUCCAUGGAAAAGGGUGACAACAUCCGCGCCAUCUUCAAUCGCUUCGCCAACGCCUGCGCCACCGUCAAGGAGACCUUGACCGCCGAUGGAUACGACUUCAUGCACUCCGAACAUUUGGGAUAGUACUAAAUUCAAAUUUGGAUUCGAUCUUGCAGUGUCGUGCUGAAAUGCAUUGACGUGAUCCUUUUAGUUUUUCAUUUACCAAAUCUAAUGAACAAGAAUUGCAAUGGCAAGAACAUCAACGAGAAGAUGUUGAAAUCAUGUCUUUUACUUUUCUAAAUUCAGCAUCCUGACCUGCCCGUCCAACUUGGGUACGGGUCUCCGCGCCGGUACCAUGGUCACCGUUCCGCUGUUCUCCGCCCGCCCGGACUUCAAGGACAUCUUGAAGAAGAUGAAGCUCCAAGCCCGUGGUACCGCUGGUGUCGACUCCGCCUCCACCGGCGGCACCUGGGACAUCUCCAACGCCGACCGCCUCGGUUACUCCGAGGUCCAGCUCUGCAACCUCUUCAUCGAGGGCGUCGCUCAGGUCAUCCGUUGGGAGCAGAAGUUGGAGGCUGGCGAAGACAUCGAGGCUGAGGUCGCUGACGCCAAGCCGCUCGGCCUGGAUGUCGUUGUACUACCCCCUGAUCAUUGGUCAUUUACUAGAGUACAGAAGGAUAGAGGAAAAGACGCAACAUACUCUCACGGACAAUGGUCGAAGUCAUUAAAAUCAAAACUCUGAUGAUUAGAGUCUAAUCGACGAAGCUAAAUGGGGUUAGCACACACUUCUCAUCAGAAGAUGUGUAGUCAUGAUUAUUUACAGAAAAGUUCUUGAUGAAUUUUACAUGAGAAUCACAGUGAUUACACAGCGAUUUCUUCGUGAAUACUUCUUGUACUUCGAUAAUAUUAUCCGUUUUUCUGGGCCAGCCACACACACACACACAUUACAUCAUGUGCAAAAACAUGCACAAAACUUGAACCGCUGGAUACUCGCAUGACGCAUCCUUGGGUCUUAGUCUUACUAAGUACAACAUUGUAGAAAUGAAGACAACAUAGACUGAAGUCAAGCGGACGGGGUCACUUCAGCGUCUGCAUCCGCAUCGCGGAGGAAUAGAGAAAGUGUGCCAGUGCAGACGAAACUACCCAUUCUGAUUUUCAAAUGUGAUAAACUGUCGACCGCACGACAUUAACAGGGAAGUAAAGAACUACAAAAUUCGAGGCAUACAGGUGAUGUCGUGUGGCUGGUCCCCAAUUUAGAUUUUAGGAGUAGUUCUUCUAGAGGUAGUUCUAAAAAAUCUAAAUAGCCGUAUAAAAUAAUUCUCCUCAAAAUACCAUCACAUCAGGCAUACCCACCGCUCGGCUUGGCCGAGACCAUCCACGGCCUCCCGGACUGGAUCAAGCUCGGUUGCGGUGCCGCUGAGUACUACUGCCCGGAAAAGGGUGCCACGUUCCCCGGUGACAAGUGCCCGGACGUCCUUCCGGAUCUGUCCAGCCACGGAAACUUGUGCGCCAUGGCUCUUCGUGACAACCCGGAUCUCUACGAAAAGUAUUGCUAAGGAAUCAGAUUUACACAACACUUUCAAUUUACACAACACUUUCACAUUCGACUACGUAGCACAUUCCGUUCCUUUUAGACGCAAUCUCCAAGACAAGCUUCUACGGCACGAAGAUUCAUCGUGUUAUUUCGUUGCAGCAACAGCCUUCCUUCAUGUACAACACAUAACCAAAAAAGGUACAAAAACGUGACGACCAGCGGCGGCGUUUCCCUCGCCAAGUGCAUCAAGACCGGCAUUGAUAACCCGGGUCACCCGCACAUCAUGACCUGCGGUUUGGUCGCCGGUGACGAAGAGUGCUUCACCACGUUCAAGGACUUGUUCGACAUCGUCAUCGGAAAGCGCAACGGCGACUACGCCGCGGACGCCGUCCACACUACCGACAUGGACUUGGAGAAGCUCUCCCAGACCAAGAUCGAUCCCACCGGAAACUACUGUACUUUUCUUUACGUGGUCAAUCAAAAUCAUCUUUCUAGUACUAGAUUAGAAUUUCUAAUCUAUCACAAUGAAUUUUUUUUAUUUUUUGAUCAUACGACAUCACAUCAGGCCUGACCACGCGUUGCCGUACCGGUCGUUCCGUUCGUGGCCUUCCGUUGCCCCCGGCGUGCUCCUUCGAGCAGCGUCGUGAGACCGAGCGCGUGAUCGUCAUGGGCCUAAACAAGCUCGAAGGCGAAUUGCAGGGCAAGUACUUCCCACUCAACGGUUCCAAGUCUAUGGAGGCCGAUGGCACCCCAGGCAUGUCCCACGAGAAGGAAGAAUCUCUCCGCAAGAACGGAAACCUCUUCCAGGAGGUACUUUUAGAUUUAGAUUCUUUAGAUUUUUUAGAAAAUAGAUCUUGGAGCUGUCGUCUUAUUUAAAAAAACCUGGUAUUCAUGCAACGACGAUAGGCUAAGUAUCUACUUCUUCACCUACAUCAACAGCCCGAUUCCACUUUGCUCUUGUCCUCCGGAUGCGGCCGACACUGGCCGGAUUCUCGUGGUAUCUUUCACAACGACGCUGAGAACUUCUUCGUCUGGGUGAACGAGGAGGAUCACAUGCGCAUCGUCUCCAUGGAGAAGGGUGACAACAUCAACGCCAUCUUCACGCGAUUCUGCAACGCCACCAAGGCUGUCCAGGAAUGCCUCGAAUCCGAGGGCUACGGCUUCAUGCACUCCGAACACUUGGGAUAGUACUACAAAUAUUUUUUUCGCUUCUUUGGUUGCAAUAGUAUGUUGAGUCUUAAUCUACUGGUCGACACUGGAGGUGAAAAUACUACGACGGUCUAAAGAGGACAUCAACAUUUGUUUCUCAAACACUUUCUCAGAAUGAAUUUUUCUCUCGCAAAAUUACUUAUACAGCAUCCUGACCUGCCCAUCCAACUUGGGUACGGGUCUUCGCGCUGGAACGAUGGUCAAGCUCCCGUUGUUCUCGGCACGCAAGGACUUCAAGGACAUCCUGAAGAAGAUGAAGCUCCAAGCCCGUGGUACCGCUGGUGUCGACUCCGCCUCCACCGGCGGAACCUGGGAUAUCUCCAACGCCGACCGCCUGGGUAUGUCCGAGGUGCAGCUCUGCAACUUGUUCAUCGAGGGUGUCGCCCAGAUCAUCAAGUGGGAGCAGGCUCUCGAGGCUGGCGAGGACAUUGAGGCCGAGGUCGCGGAUGCCAAGCCGCUCGGCAUCUAAGUCGCUACAUCAGUCAGUAGAUGGAACUGAGAUGAUACUUAGAUUAUGAGAAGUGAAAAACUACUGGUCAACUUGACGAUUUAGAAUUUUUAGACAAAAAACAGGUAUAAAAUAUAGAAGAUGAGGAGAGUAAAUAUUUUUAAACUACAAAUUGAAGAUAAUACGUUGUAGAUAGUAUACUAGUACUACGAGAGUGGUACGAGAGGACCAAGAAAGCAACUGCUGCAUGAUCAAUACGUCUUUAUCGCUAGAAGAAAGAAUUUGAAUGAGGAGGAAGAAAGAGUGCCUUGGGUGAUGCUAAUGUAAGAAGAACCAAGGCUGUUGGAAGUCUACUGGUGAACUAUACAUAGUCGCUCAAGGGAUACCCUUUUUUUUAGAUAGAGAAAUUAUUAUACCAAACGGACUUCAAUUGUUGAGAAAGUCAAGUAAUAGAUGAGAAGACGAUAUCCCAAGAAGACGGUUGUUAAUAACCAAAGAGCCUGUUAGUACUUGUAGAUAUUGUGAGCCGGCAGGCGUUUUCCAUUGUCUUUGCCGGUGUGACGUUGUCGAGAUGAGUAGUUCUUUCUUCUUUCUCCGCGCGAGAAAGUAGAGUAGAGUCUUACUGCGCGCAUGCUGAGACCUCCCUCUUGCUACAACAUCUUUGUGCUCUUUCGCUCGUUUACUCGAUCGUUGGUGUCAAGGAUGGUAGCUCAUGUUUAUGAUUCGGUAUGAUUGAUCACGCUCCCGUGAAUCAUUGCACAGCAACCUCCGAUGGAAUAUCAUACCUACGGAAUGUACUGCACAGGUCCCUACCUCUACAUGAGCAUGUUACUCUUGAAGAAGCAGAUUUAGAACUUACUACUACAUGGUGAUAGUGUGAGAACAGUACUAGUACACUUUGAUGAUGAUACGGUCGAUGUUUAUACAGUCGAAUCGGCUCAGGAAAAGGCAGCGCCAUAGCGUAUCUUUUUGUGAUACACAUAGAGACUCAACAUUUCAGAUAGAUAUUUCUCGGAUUUGGAAAGAUGCAUUGGCAUACCGACAAGAUGAGCGAGAAAUUGCUGUAGUCUCUGCACCAAAUAGGUAUAAAAAUUUUUGAGUACAAGGACCAUCGCAUGUGAUUGCGCAGCUACGCAUCCGUUAUCGGAAGUACUCAACAAUAUUCUUAGUACCCCAUCAGAGAAGACUUUGCAGCCAUAGCACUGCGACAGAUUUGAAAUUUGAGCAGCAUCAAUCAUGCACCACACGGACAAACAAGCAAAACAUGGGGAAAAUGAUCUACAUCAACAUUCACUUCAAUUGAAAAAAUUCGAAUUAUUUCAUGAAAUAUUUUAGAUUUACAAGAAAUUCUUCAAGAUAUUAUAUGGGAAACAUAUUAAAUAAGAUUCAUCUUAUCUUAUCUUCAUUACGAUGGGAAAAUAAAGUCACAAUACUAUGGAUUUGUUAUCUUGUGUACCCAGAUUUGUUGUAUCGUCUUUCUGGCAAGAAGCUACAUCAAGACCAGUUGGAGGAUUAUAGCCUUUCUGUUAAAGCAAGAUAAGUUGCCAAUUCGGAACCUACUUCUUCAUCUCUUGCUAUAUGUUGUAUCCUUUGGAUGUGCUGCAGCAGGAGAAUGAAGUAGAGGCCCAUUCCUAGGGCAACUACACGGGCAGGGUUCAAAACGAACCCGGAGGGCUCAGGGUCACUGUAUAGACUUUGUCGACUUGAGAAACACAAACAUCAUAUUGUGCGCGCCAUACAACACCAUGCAUUCAUGGUUGACAAAGGACAUACAUCAUCCAUCUAGAAGAACGAUUAAUAUGGCAGGACGACCUCGACAGGUAAGAGGGAAGAAGUCCUUUCCUUUGGGUGGCUAUUCGAAUCGCAACGAGUCGUGC